This is a messenger RNA of Homarus americanus (American lobster), 1758 nucleotides long. Its product is annotated as probable low-specificity L-threonine aldolase 2. The coding region runs from base 106 to 1734 and encodes 542 amino acids. The transcript has 12 exons. Gene Ontology annotation, cellular component: cytosol. Gene Ontology annotation, biological process: L-threonine catabolic process; glycine biosynthetic process. Gene Ontology annotation, molecular function: L-allo-threonine aldolase activity. The record is from RefSeq and is a predicted model, not a curated record. Lineage: Eukaryota; Metazoa; Arthropoda; Malacostraca; Decapoda; Nephropidae.
CCCGUCCCUACUGGUGACAAAUAUCUUGGAGGAGGUUGGCGGGUGUUGGGAGGUGAUCGUGAAGGGGAAUUUUCUGACGUAGUGGGGAAGUCCUGUGGUCCUGCCAUGGAGGAGACGACUGGCAAGAAGGAGGUUGUCGUGACCAGCAUGAAGGCCGAGUAUAUAGAACACUCCAUUGAAGUUACUCACUUCGCUGCGUCUGGUAUGGCAACACAAGGUCUCAAUAUGCCAGUUCUUGAGGAAGAAGGAGAUGUACCUACAGAGAUGACAGUGUCAGUGGAGGAACAAGAUGCUCUUGAUGGCAGUAUGGCUGUGACAGAGCUUAAGCACUCUAUAGAGGAGAAGAAGAGAAGGCGACAACGUGUAUACAGUCAAAAAUUCCGGAGGGAGUGGUUGAAUUUGCAAGAUUUUCAAGGGUGGCUGUCAGAGGGAAGUGGUCCAGACCGAGCAUACUGCACUGCAUGUAAUAAGGAACUAUUGGCUGGCAAGUCUGAAUUAUUGAAACAUGCUAAUGGGAAGAAACAUAAAAAGAGAAUAGCUGAAGGACGUGAAAAUGUGACUGUAGCUACAGAAUUGUCCAGUGUUCUUGAUGAAAGUGGAAUGCCACAUGUACUGCGAAUUGUAGACAUGCGGAGUGACACUGUGACCCAGCCAAGUAGAGCAAUGAAAGAGGCCAUGAUUGAUGCCCCUGUUGGAGAUGAUGUUUUUUCCGAGGAUCCCUCAGUCAAAGCUUUGGAAGGGAAAGUUGCCAGACUAUUGGAAAAGGAAGCAGCCCUCCUUGUUCCUUCAGGCACAAUGGCAAAUUUGAUAUGUGUUUUGACACACUGCUGGGGCCGUGGAUCAGAGGUUAUAGUUGGAGACCAGAGCCAUCUUCACUUGUGGGCUCAGGGAGGAAUUGCUCAGGUUGGGAGUAUCCACCAUCGCUCUAUAAAGAAUCUACCAGAUGGAACAUUUUCACUCCAAGAGUUAAGAUCUCUAGUACGGGGUGACGAUCCUCACUGGCCAGUCACUACUUUAAUAUGUGUUGAAAAUGCUCAUAACAUGAUGGGAGGCAAAGCAUUACCUCUACAGUGGAUGGAUGAUUUAGGAACGCUGUGUAAUGAUUUAAACCUUCCGCUACAUAUGGAUGGGGCACGACUCAUCAAUGCAUCAGUGGCACUUGGGACAGUUCCUUCAUGUCUGGUGCAGUCCUGUGAUUCUGUAUCUUUCUGCCUCAACAAAGGUCUCGGGGCACCAAUGGGCUCAGUUAUUGUGGGCACUAAGGAGUUUAUAGCGAGGGCUUUAAGAGUAAGGAAAGUGUUGGGUGGAGGUCUACAUCAGGCUGGCAUGUUUGCAGCUGCUGGGAUGUAUGCCCUUGACCACAUAGCUCCAAGGCUCACACUGGACCAUACCAAUGCUCGUGCCAUUGCUCAAAGUGUGUCAGAAGAACAUAGUAGUGCCAUUACAGUUGACCUCAAGGGAGUUCAGACCAAUGUUGUCUUGCUUCACUGUGAUAACAUUAGAGUUAAUGCCAAGAAACUUUGCCAAAGACUAGCAUCAGUGACUGAUGCAGAGUCAGAAGAGUUGGGUGAACAGAUAGUUGUAAUGAUGUUGCCAAUCACAGAAACAACUGCCCGACUAAUGGUGCACUGUGAUAUUAAAAAGGACGACAUUAAGGCUGUGAUUAAGAAACUUAAAUAUAUUAUUCAAGAAUAUGAUAAUAUGAUGUACCUGGAAUAUAAGAUUAGUGUCUAACACAAAAUGAAGUUUAUUAUUAAA